Molecule: messenger RNA, 939 nt
Organism: Thrips palmi
Lineage: Eukaryota; Metazoa; Arthropoda; Insecta; Thysanoptera; Thripidae
Gene: ND-23
Product: NADH-ubiquinone oxidoreductase subunit 8
Exons: 5
Coding region: 112-747 (211 amino acids)
Biological process (GO): mitochondrial respiratory chain complex I assembly; mitochondrial electron transport, NADH to ubiquinone
Cellular component (GO): membrane
Molecular function (GO): 4 iron, 4 sulfur cluster binding; NADH dehydrogenase activity
Source: RefSeq, a predicted model, not a curated record
ACUAGAAAAAGGGGGGGGGAUCAAUAAGUCUGCCGUGUGCCUGCUCAUUCACUCCUUCGUCGUUCGUGAGGGUCACACGGAAGAAACUGUGGUACUAGUAGGCUGCUAAACAUGGCGACUGCGGUCAAGUUGUUUGCCGUUGCAAAAGCAGGUGUUACACCUGCGCUUCGGCCAGCUGUACUGGCCCGAAUGCUAUCAACAUCAACACCCCAGCAAUCUUACAAGAAUAUCAGCAGGCCAGAUAGCAAGACUGACUGGCCCAAUAUAUUGGAUGAGGCCAUUUCUACCCUUGCCCUCAAGGAAAUUCUUGUUGGAUUUGGUCUUACAUUGGGUGUGAUGUUCAGGGAGCCUGCCACUAUCAACUACCCUUUUGAGAAAGGACCUCUCAGUCCCCGUUUUCGAGGAGAACAUGCUUUGAGGCGCUACCCUUCUGGGGAAGAACGUUGUAUUGCUUGCAAACUUUGUGAAGCCAUCUGUCCAGCUCAGGCAAUCACCAUUGAAGCCGAAGAACGAGCUGACGGAAGCAGACGAACCACCCGUUAUGACAUUGAUAUGACAAAAUGCAUUUAUUGCGGAUUUUGUCAGGAGGCUUGUCCAGUUGAUGCCAUUGUUGAGGGCCCUAAUUUUGAAUUUUCAACUGAGACCCAUGAGGAGCUGUUGUACAACAAGGAGAAGUUGCUGGACAAUGGUGACAGAUGGGAGCCUGAGAUUGCUUCAAAUAUUCAUGCAGAUCACUUGUAUAGGUAGAAUUUUUUUCUGAUAAUGAGCUGCAUUAAUGAUCAACAAUGCCCUAAAUUAGAAUUCAAAUGUCUAGGCAUUGGCCAAUUAUAAAUACUGUAUAAAAAUUGAAAAUAAGCUUAAUUGUUGGCAUUACAAUUAUUGAAAAUUUAAUAUAAUAAUAAGGUUGGUAAUGAGAUUACUUUGCCAACCUGGAAGCUA